AUACAAUGUGAGUUUUAACAUACACCUGUAUAAAUAUAUAAUUUCAAGAUGCUAAUAAUGAUACAGUAAACUAUGACGCUUAUUUCCAUCUGUUUUUGAAGCUUUACAUUAACCUCAUAAGACCCAAGCUUUGGUUUGUCUUUUUUUCAGAUUUCUUCCAGCUACUUUUGAUUUAGGAAGAACCAAUAAAUAUAAUAACCAAAUAUUUUCUUUGAAUAUGAAGCAGUGUAUUUGUCCAUGUUUGUGUACAACAGGUUCCAGUUACACAGAAUUACUAUUAUGCAUUAUAUAGUAUUAAGUAUUAUGGUGCAAACACCAAAAAAUGUGAUGUACAGGUAUGUGGACAUCCAGGUCUUAGAAGGUUAAUGAAGUUAAUUGAAGUUUUACAUUAAUCAAAAUUCAUAUUUCCUAAUGCAAACAACAUACAAAUUCAAUCCCUUGUCUCAAUCAGAUUAGCCUACCCUUGGACCAAUCUGGAUCCAAACACAGCACAUAAACAUCUCUGUCUGUCUAAGGGGGACAGAGUGAUUAUUUUCCGGUACACAAUCCAGCCAUAUCCUGAUCAUCCGACAGAUUUGGUUGCAUUCAGUGCAGGGGUUGAGGAGCGUUGAUUUGGAUAUAAUGAUCAGUCAUGGAGUUUGAUUUGCUGUGACUCCAGUUUUUUUUAAACAAUAACAUUGAGACUAAACUGUAGUGUCCAGAUCUUCUAGAAUAGGAGUGUAUGUGGAUCACAGUGAUUUCAGGCAUCAGAGUGAUUUGUCAUCAUGUCAUAAUAUCCACAUCCAUGCAUUCACUUGCUAUAUGUCAUUAUGAGUUUCUGCAUGAGCUUGCCAUCUAGUGGACUUGUUUAUUAUAUGACACACUCACAUAAACCAGGAAAUUUUAAGGGAAACUGAAACUAAACUGAUGUCGGACAUGUUUGGUCUAUCUCUUCAUGUGUGUAUACAGUAAAAUGGCAGAAGCGAGUGUUUCUCAGGAUCAAUUCAGCUGUUCAAUCUGUCUGGAUCUACUGAAGGAUCCUGUGACCAUUAACUGUGGACACAGCUACUGUAUGAGCUGUAUUACAGACUGCUGGGAUCAAGAUGAUCAAAAGAGAAACUACAGCUGCCCUCAGUGCAGACAGACCUUCACUACAAGACCCGUUUUAGGUAAAAACACCAUGCUGGCUGAAGUGGUGGAGAAACUGAAGAAGACUAAACUACAAGCUGCUCGUCCUGAUCACUGUUAUGCUGAAUCUGGAGAUGUGGAGUGUGACGUCUGUACUGAGAGAAAACACAAAGCUGUCAAGUCCUGUCUGGUGUGUCUGAACUCUUACUGUCAAAAUCAUCUUGAACAACAUGAGAAAUUCUUCAAAGGCAAGAAGCACAACCUGAUAGACGCCACUGGACGACUUCAGGAGAUGAUCUGCCCUCAACAUGAGAAAGUACUUGAGAUUUACUGUCGUACUGAUCAGCUCUGUAUAUGUCUUCUGUGUACGUUGAACAAACAUAAAAAUCAUGAUACUAUAUCAGUGGAAGAAGAGAGGACUGAGAAACAGAAACACAUUAAGAAGACACAGAAAAAGUACCAGCAGAAAAUCCAGGAGAGUCAGAAGAUGCUUCAGGAGCUGAGAGAUGCUGUGGAGACUCAUAAGCGCUCUGCACAGACAGCAGUGGACGACACUGAGAGGAUCUUUACUCAACUGAUCCAAUCCAUUGAGAAAAGACGAUCUGAGGUGACACAGCUGAUCAGAGAUCAGGAAAAGACUGCAGUGAGUCGAGCUGAAGGACUCUUGAAGCGACUGGAGCAGGAGAUUGAUGAUCUGAGGAGGAGAGACGCUGAGCUGGAGCAGCUUUUACACACAGAUGAUCACAUCCACUUCCUCCAGAGUUUUCAGUCUCUCUCUGUUCCUCCUGGAUCUUCAGACUCACUCAACUUCACUGUCAGUUCUCUCCUCUCUUUUGAUGAUGUAGUGAAAUCUGUGUCUCAUCUGAGAGAAAAACUGGACAAUUACUGCAAAGAAGAGAUAGAAAUUAUGUCUUGUAGAGUAAGGUGUAUUGAGAUCAUUCCAACCCCUGAACAUAAGACCAGGGAACAGUUCUUACAAUAUUUUUGUGAUUUCAAACUGGAUUCAAACACAGUGAAUAAGAACCUCUGUCUGUCUGAGGGGAACACAGUGGCUACUGACACUCAUACAGACCAGCUUUAUCCUGAACAUCCAGACAGAUUUGAUGUAUAUCCCCAGGUUCUGUGUAUAGAGAAAGUAUGUAGACGUUGUUACUGGGAGUUUGAGUGGAGUGGGAGUGAGGUGGGUGUAUCAGUGUCAUAUAAGGGCAUAAACAGAAAGGGACUUGAAUCUGCAUUUGGGUGUAACGAUCAGUCGUGGAGUUUGUCUUUCUUUGGUUCUGAAUACACAUUCUGGCACAAUAAUGAAAAGACUGAACUCCCUGUAGGGCCCAGAUCUUCUAGAAUAGGAGUGUAUUUGGAUGACAGUUCAGGAUCUCUGUCCUUCUACAGCGUCUCUGACACAAUGACCCUCAUCCACAGAGUCCAGACCACAUUCACUCAACCUCUCUAUCCUGGGUUUUGGGUUAAUUAUGGAUCAGUUAAACUGUGUAAUCCGACAAAAAAUAUAACACAGAAAUUCUGCAAAUAAAAAUUGAGCUACAUGAUAAACACAAAAUACUUACAGGUUAUUGAUAUAUCUUCAUUUUAAAAUCAAUACACUCAGUGUUUACCAAGCUGUGGGAAAUUUUUCAAG
This is a messenger RNA of Paramisgurnus dabryanus, 2740 nucleotides long. Its product is annotated as E3 ubiquitin/ISG15 ligase TRIM25-like. Gene Ontology annotation, molecular function: zinc ion binding; protein binding. The record is from RefSeq and is a predicted model, not a curated record. NCBI's taxonomy places the organism in Eukaryota, Metazoa, Chordata, Actinopteri, Cypriniformes, Cobitidae.